Perkinsus marinus ATCC 50983 is the source of this 1179-nucleotide messenger RNA. RefSeq lists its product as hypothetical. Lineage: Eukaryota; Perkinsozoa; Perkinsida; Perkinsidae. The transcript has 12 exons. The record is from RefSeq and is a predicted model, not a curated record. Bases 1 to 1179 code for a protein of 392 amino acids.
AUGAGGAGGGCUAAACGGGAAGAGCGUAGGAGGCGAUUACAGGAGGUUAGAGAUGCAAGACCUGAUGAUAAUAUAGAUGAUGAGAAGGAUGUGGAGGCUAUUGAGGAGGCUAAGGCCAGUAUCGGUAACCAUAUCCUCAAGUUAAGUCCACAGUAUAAACUACCAGAGAGGAUGAAUACUGAUAGUAAGAUGAGGCAGAUGCUAUUCUUAGAAGAGGCUGUACAUAGUAUUAAGACUAACUUCAAUGCACAGGUAGCUACUGCUGAUGAGGAGAGGACAGUGCUAGAGUUGAGGUCGCUCAAGAGACAGCUUAGGCAACUCCUUAUUGAGGAUCUGGGCAAACUAAGGGAUAUCAAUUCUACGUUAGGGGGUAGAGAUGAUGAUGUUGGGGAUGGAGUAGUUGGGCAAACACUAGAGAGAAUAUUCCCCGAGUACUGCUACCAACAGAAGGGGGGACAGAUCGUUGUGGUCUUGGAGGAUAUCAUUCAAGAGCUUCGUAGAGAGUCACCAGAGGAGUACCCAGAGAGGAGAUACGAUGAUAUCAUUACUACGUUACUCCCCGGCCCCCCAAAGGAACUGGUAUGCGGCCUUAUCCUGAGUAAUGGUAAGAAGGAGCCUCUAGCAGCUGUUAAUAGGGAUGAGGCGGCUCUGAGUAUAUUGAAGGAUCCUAGAGAGACGGAGCGUAUUAGGGGAGACCUAUUGUUCGCACAGGAAGGUAUCCUUACGAGAGUUAGAGAGGCUGUCGAGUCCUUUAACAAACGAGUAACUGCUUUGAGUAGUGAGAAGGCUAAGUUGGAUACAGAUCUGAAGAUGGCACAGAUUACUUUGAUUACCUUGUUCAAAGAAUUAGCCCUACUCAGUGAGCUCGGAGAGGCUGAUGCAGCAUUGUAUGCUAAAUUGGAUAAGAUUAUGCAGGAGAUGUCGGUAGUGAUGAUGUCAAUUGAUGAGUGUCAGAAGACCCUUGCUGAUAAGAGGGCCAGAGUCGAAGCCUGGCAAAGAGAGGAGCUUAAACUGAAAGCUGAGUUUGAUAAGCUCCUAGAUGAGAAUGAUGCUCAUCAAUUCUCCAAUGCUCUUAUCAAGAUAUAUCGUCGUAAGAUAAAGAGGAGGUCGAAGAGGGAUGGUCAACACGAUGAUGAUAGUAGUCUUGAUUCUGACAUCAACUCUGCUGCUGAUAGGUGA